Messenger RNA from Biomphalaria glabrata, 693 nucleotides. Its product is annotated as BTB/POZ domain-containing protein KCTD9-like. The record is from RefSeq and is a predicted model, not a curated record. The transcript has a single exon. Bases 1 to 693 code for a protein of 230 amino acids. Lineage: Eukaryota; Metazoa; Mollusca; Gastropoda; Planorbidae.
AUGUCUGACAUGAAGAUGUGUGACAUGGAGAUGUAUGACAUGGAGAUGUGUGACAUGGAGAUGUGUGACAUGGAGAUGUAUGACAUGGAGAUGUGUGACAUGAAGAUGUGUGACAUGGAGAUGUGUGACAUGGAGAUGUGUGGCAUGGAGAUGUGUGGCAUGGAGAUGUGUGACAUGGCGAUGUAUGACAUGGAGAUGUAUGACAUGGAGAUGUGUGACAUGGCGAUGUAUGACAUGGAGAUGUAUGACAUGGAGAUGUGUGACAUGGAGAUGUAUGACAUGGAGAUGUAUGACAUGAAGAUGUGUGACAUGGCGAUGUAUGACAUGGAGAUGUGUGGCAUAGAGAUGUGUGGCAUGGAGAUGUGUGACAUGGAGAUGUGUGGCAUAGAGAUGUGUGGCAUGGAGAUGUGUGACAUGAAGAUGUGUGACAUGGAGAUGUGUGACGUGGAGAUGUGUGUCAUGGAGAUGUGUGACAUGGAGAUGUGUCGCAUAAUGACGUUUGACAUGGAGAUGUGUGACAUGCAGAUGUGUGACAUGGAGAUAUGUGGCAUGAAGAUGUGUGACAUGGAGAUGUGUGGCAUGAGGAUGUGUCGCAUAAUGAUGUUUGACAUGGAGAUGUGUGACAUGGAGAUGUGUGACAUGGAGAUGUGUGACAUGGAGAUGUCUGACAUGGAUAUGUCAUACGGAGGCUAA